AUGUCGCCGCGCGUGCUCGCGCUGUUCGACGUCGACGGCACGCUGACGGUGCCGCGAAAGGAGGCGGACGACGUCAUGAAGCGCUUCAUGGAGGAUCUGCGGUCGAGGGUGACGGUCGGGAUCGUGGGCGGGUCGGAUCUGGUGAAGAUCUCCGAACAGCUCGGCGAGGGCGUGGAGCGGGAGUACGCGUACUUGUUCUCGGAGAACGGGCUGGUGGCGUACAAGGAUGGCGCGCUCCUGGCGAAGCAGUCGCUCAAGGCGUUUCUGGGCGAGGACAAGUUGAAGCGGUUUAUUAACUUUGUGCUGCACUACGUGGCGGAUUUGGACGUCCCGGUGAAGCGGGGGACGUUCAUCGAGUUCAGGGCGGGGAUGCUGAACGUGUCGCCGAUCGGGAGAAAUUGCAGUCAGGAGGAGCGGGACGAGUUCGAGCGCUUUGACGAAAAGGCGGGCGUGCGCAAGGCGAUGGUGGAGACUCUGCGCAAAGAAUUCGCGGAUUACGGGCUGACGUACUCCAUCGGGGGACAGAUUUCGUUCGACGUGUUCCCGCAGGGAUGGGAUAAGACGUACUGCUUGCAAUUCGUGGAGAACGACUUCGACGUCAUUCACUUCUUCGGCGACAAGACGUACCCGGGCGGUAACGACCACGAGAUUUUCGAGUCUCCGAAGACGAUCGGGCACACCGUGACGUCGCCCGAGGACACUCGCAAGCAAGUCACCGAGCACAUUCUCGACAAGCUUUAG
Molecule: messenger RNA, 741 nt
Organism: Ostreococcus lucimarinus CCE9901
Lineage: Eukaryota; Viridiplantae; Chlorophyta; Mamiellophyceae; Mamiellales; Bathycoccaceae
Exons: 1
Coding region: 1-741 (246 amino acids)
Biological process (GO): GDP-mannose biosynthetic process; mannose metabolic process; protein N-linked glycosylation
Cellular component (GO): cytosol
Molecular function (GO): phosphomannomutase activity
Source: RefSeq, a predicted model, not a curated record